Messenger RNA from Boeremia exigua, 1470 nucleotides. RefSeq names its product major facilitator superfamily domain-containing protein. The transcript has 6 exons. Gene Ontology annotation, cellular component: fungal-type vacuole membrane. NCBI's taxonomy places the organism in Eukaryota, Fungi, Ascomycota, Dothideomycetes, Pleosporales, Didymellaceae. The coding region runs from base 84 to 1382 and encodes 432 amino acids. Gene Ontology annotation, molecular function: transmembrane transporter activity. Gene Ontology annotation, biological process: transmembrane transport. The record is from RefSeq and is a predicted model, not a curated record.
AUGUAUAUGUACAGGGAAGACGCUUUCCGGAAUGCGGGCUUUAUCUUUCUUCCCAGCACGACAGUCGUCAUAUCGUCUGCACAAUGCCCGAAAAGUUCCACGACAGCGUUGAGCGUCGAGCCUCAGACAGCACGGCUGAAUCCGAAGCAUGCGUCAUCAAAGAAGAACGUGAGGGUGGGGUUGCUGCAUGGCUGACUGUGCUUGGGUCUGCCCUCGUGUACUAUGCCUCCAUGGGAGUGUUGAACAGUUUUGGGUUCUUCAACAACUACUACAGCCAUGACUUCCUUCAGAACACACCAACCUCGACCAUCGCCUUCAUCGGUACGCUUCAAAUUGCAUUGAUGAAUUCACUGGCAGCAGUUUCUGGAGCACUGUGUGACCACUAUGGCGUAAGAUGGCUAUACGCUGGUGCAGGUAGUGGCACAGCAGCAGGCUUGCUCAUUCUGUCUUUCGCACAACCCGGUUGCUUCUGGCAAGUGUUUCUGGUUCAAGGUUUGCUAGUGGGAUUUGCUGCCGCCUUUGGGGCACAGCCUGCACUUACCGUUGUGGGCCAGCACUUCAAGCAACAACGAGCUGUCGCAAUGGGGUUCGUGGCCGCUGGCUCGGCGUUAGGUGGCAUAGGGUUUCCCCUCAUGUUCGAGAGUCUCCUGCCACUUUUGGGGUUUCAAUGGAUGCUCCGCGUAGCCGCACUAAAGGUCGCUGUUAUCUACUUGGUCGCGAUAGCCAUUUCGACCAGCAAGCCAAUUGGGAAAAUCCAGCACAGGGACUGUGGCUCACUUAUCGACUUUCGUGGCUUCUUUGAUAUACGCUAUGCUGUCCUUUGUGUUGGAGGCUUCUUCGCGCAGCUCGGACAAUGGAUUCCUUCCUAUUACAUCAAGAUGUACACAAAUGCUGCUUAUCCAGGCAAUAGUGUCAGUGAGUACUUUCUCCCAGUCUUGAACGGCUGUAGCAUCCUAGGCGCAGUGCUUGGAGGGUUUCUCGGCGAUCAUUUGGGUCGCUUAAAUCUUCUUUGGCCUAUCGUCAUGUUCACGGGUUGUAUAUGCAUCUUCAUCUGGCUCCUCAUCGACUCUCUCGCCGCGACUGUGCUCUUUGUUUGCCUCUACGGCUUCGGCACGGGCAUUUUUACAGCUCUAUUGCCAUCAGUGGUCGGACAGAUCACGCCUGAUGAGAACUUGGGGGCACGAGUCGGUGCCUUUUACAGCGUUGUUGCUAUUGCCAGUUUAGUCGGGACACCGAUAGGCAGUGCGCUCAUCACCACUGACGAUAAGAGGGAAGGAUACUGGUGGUUGAUCGUCUUCUCGGGCACCGCGAUCACGAUUGGGUCCUUAUUCAUGCUCAGUAGUCGCUUACUGCAUGACAAGAACCUGCGGAAGAAGUGGUAAACUCGUGUAUUUACACACACUCAUUCUGAAACAAACUUUGAGAUGAAUUCAAACCAUGCUAAGUGUUAAUUGGGAAGAGAAGAAUUGU